Molecule: messenger RNA, 2367 nt
Organism: Anopheles marshallii
Lineage: Eukaryota; Metazoa; Arthropoda; Insecta; Diptera; Culicidae
Gene: whd
Product: carnitine O-palmitoyltransferase 1, liver isoform
Exons: 11
Coding region: 1-2367 (788 amino acids)
Biological process (GO): fatty acid metabolic process; carnitine metabolic process
Cellular component (GO): mitochondrion
Molecular function (GO): carnitine O-palmitoyltransferase activity
Source: RefSeq, a predicted model, not a curated record
AUGGCUGAAGCACAUUCAGCUGUUGCAUUCUCAUUCUCAAUCACCCAUGAAGGAUGGGACAUCAAUUACGAUCGUGAAGUCUUGGAUCUUGUCUGGCAGUCAGGUGUCCGUUCGUGGAAGAAACGAUUGGCUCGAUUCCGGACUGGAGUACGCAACGGUGUUUAUCCGGCUCAUCUACAAAGCUUGUGGUUGGUGAUAGCGAUCGCGAUAGGACUUCAUUUUACACAACGACACGUUCCAUUCGAUCUGGUGGCCAAAUGGUUAUCAAUUUUACCUGGCAAUUCACUCCAAUGGCAGUUGACGGCAUGCUCAUUAGCCGGGUUGGUAGUAUGGCUAUCGAUUUGCUACACAAUGCGCUAUUCAUUAAAACUGUUGCUGAUGUACAAAGGGUGGAUGUAUGAAAAACGAGCUCCUGGUAGCAGAGUUUCCUUACAGACAAGACUGUGGGGAUUGUUUGUGAAAGUUCUUGCCACCUGGAACAAGCCAGGAUUGUACAGCUUUCAAGGAUCGCUCCCGAGGCUACCGUUGCCAAGCGUGCAAGAUACAAUGUCCCGUUACCUUCGCUCCGUUCGCCCACUGUUGGAUGAUUCCAACUACAACCGCAUGGAACGGCUUGCAAAAGAAUUCCAGCUUGGCAUCUCGACAAAAUUGCAACGAUAUCUGUUCCUUAAGAGCUGGUGGUCCACUAACUACGUAUCCGAUUGGUGGGAAGAGUACGUCUAUCUGCGAGGCCGUGGAGCACUGAUGGUAAACAGCAACUUUUACGGUAUCGAUGCCAUUUUCAUGCACCCGACCAAGGUACAGAGUGCACGUGCCGCCAGUGUGGUAAACUUGUUGCUACAGUUCCGCCGUACGGUUGAACGUCAGGAACUAGAGCCGAUUCUAGUGCAAGGUUUGGUGCCUCUGUGUUCAUGGCAGUACGAGCGUAUCUUCAACACCGUACGUGCACCCGGAAUAGAGAGUGAUAAGAUCAUUCACUAUCAAGACUCGAACCACAUCGUCGUACUGUACCGCAGCUGUUAUUACAAAGUUAUCAUCUAUCAUAAUGGUCGAAUUUUGCGCCCGUGUGAGUUGCAAAUUCAGAUCGAACACAUCUUGCAGCAGGGUGCGGAAAAACCACAACCGGGCGAAGAGUUGUUGGCUUCGCUGACGGCCGGAGAUCGCACAAAAUGGGCCCAGAUUAGGCAAACGGUGUUUGCAAAGGGAGUGAACCGCACGUCACUGCAUACCGUCGAAAGUGCUGCGUUCGUGCUGUCGCUUGAUGAAAAACCUUUCGAAUUUGAUUUAGCUCAUCCGGAAAAGUUGGAUCAGUUCGGACGGUAUUUGUUGCACGGCAAUGGACACGAUCGUUGGUUCGACAAGAGCUUUACCGUGUGUGUUGGUAGUAACGGAAGGAUUGGAUUUAAUGCGGAACAUACUUGGGCUGAUGCACCUGUUAUGGCACAUGUUUGGGAAUAUAUUGUCGCUGAAGAGGCAACCACUAAACGAUAUGAUGAAAAUGGUAACACUGCUGGCAUUCCUGAGUUCGAACCACCGACUCCCAAACGUUUGACGUGGGACCUGAACGAUAGAGUAGCGCUGGACGCUAUUGAUGAGGCGCACAUUUCUGCCCAAAAGUUGUUGAAUGAUGUGGAUUUGCGGAUUCUGGUACAUGAUGCGUACGGUAAGGGACUGAUGAAGACUUGCCGCCUUUCCCCGGACGCCUUCAUCCAAAUGGCGCUCCAGCUGGCGUACUAUCGUGAUGCUGGAAAGUUCUCCCUGACGUACGAAGCAUCUAUGACUCGGCUAUUCCGCGAAGGUCGUACGGAAACCGUUCGUCCGUGCACGAUUGAAUCGGCCGCGUGGGUCAAAGCAAUGCUUGAUAAGGAUGUUGCGGUUCAGGAACGUGUUCGUCUGUUGAAUGCGGCCUGUGAAAGACACCAGCUGGGCUACCAGGACGCAAUGUGUGGCAAAGGAAUCGAUCGACACCUUUUCUGUCUGUAUGUCGUUUCCAAGUAUCUGGAGAUCGACUCGCCCUUCCUGCAGGAAGUGUUGAGUGAGCCUUGGAGAUUAUCCACUAGUCAAACGCCACACGGGCAAACGUCCAAAAUGGACCUGAAGAAGCAUCCAAAUUGCAUCAGCGCUGGUGGCGGGUUUGGCCCCGUUGCCGACGAUGGGUAUGGUGUGUCGUAUAUCGUGGCCGGUGAGGACCUCAUCUUCUUCCACAUAUCGUCUAAAAAAUCAUGUGGAACAACGAGCUCAGAAAGAUUCGCGCAAGAAAUUUGUCGCGCCUUGGCUGAUAUGAAGCAUCUUUUUGAGGAAUAUCGUAGUUUACAGAAGAAAACCACCUCGUCCGGUGUCAAAUCGGACAAAUCAGAGGCCAAAUAA